AUGAACAUCCAGAUGUUGAUAUGGAUGAUGAAACAAUGGUUAAAGAUGAGCACUUGGUCAAUUUUAAGAGAGUUUGGAGAUGAGGAGGCUUACUUUACUAUUUUAGAGUGGAGUCAUGCAUUGAUGGUAGCAGAAAAACAUACUAUGGAAGUGGCGUUGAAGGAUGUAUUGGAAAAAUUACCUGAUAGUGUUGUUGUAAAUGAGUGGUUGGAAAAGAAGAAUGAGUUGUUUAAUGAUCAUAAAAGGGCUUACAAUGAAGAUGUGCAUGAAGUGGAUUGUGAUAAUGAGGUUAAUCUGAAUGAUAUAGGUGAUGGUAAUGAAGGAAACAGUUCACCCAUCAUAAUAUUGACAGAUCAUGGGGAGAAUGAGAAAAAAGAUGUCACUUAUAGUACACCUAUAGUUGAUGUCAGUUCGCUAACAAUGAGUCAGUUUAAUGCACUUUCUCAGGUGAAUGAAGAUAUGAUUCGAAUGUUGGAUGAAACAGAGUUGCAGAUAAAACUGAUAUUGAAUGAGUUACAUACAGAAGAUUUGAGAUGUAGAGUGUUUGAUGCUUUAUUGAGCAUAUACAUUAAGAAAUUUAAUGUCAAACCAAGUUUCGAAGAUGUUAUGCUGGUAUUAUUCCCAGUAAAUGACGAUGAAAAAUAUUACUUACUAAUAUUUGAUGUACGGACACCGUUUCACUACAUAGUAGAUCAUGUGAAGAAAAUAGGAACAUUAGAUAGAAAAUAUGUCAUGAUACCAAAUCUGGUGAUGAGAUUAUCAAUAUUAUUCUAA
This is a messenger RNA of Lactuca virosa, 774 nucleotides long. The record is from the annotation of a GenBank genome assembly. NCBI's taxonomy places the organism in Eukaryota, Viridiplantae, Streptophyta, Magnoliopsida, Asterales, Asteraceae.